AUGAGAAAUUUUAGAGAUGAAGAACAUCCAAUGAAUCUUAAGGAAGAAAUGCGAUAUAAUUUUGGUAAUAGUUUUAAUAAUUAUGAACAACUUAGGAAUCUUAACCCAAGUAGAUAUUAUCCUUCAUAUCAAGGAAAUCAAACCCCUGAUUGUAGAGAUUAUAUCCCACUCUCGAAGAUAAAUUCAACAUACAUGAUGAAUCAAAAUAAUAAUAACAGUAAUAAUAGGGAACCAUUAAGUGGAAUCAGAAAUUAUUGUGGCAAUUCAAAUAUGAAGUAUCCCUCAAAGAAUUAUCCCCCAGAUUACCAAACUCGGGCACUGACUACUUCAAAUUUUACCUCCACUACAGCAUCAUCAGAAAAUUCGUAUACUACCGAUAAUGGGGAAUCAAAUGUAAUGACAUUUUCUACUAUGACAUCUCAUAAUGGGGAUAGCAGCCUUAGUGAAGACUGCAGAUUGUAUGAUUCAGAAGAUAGAAGCAGUAAAAGGUAUACUUCCGAGACUCCAUCUUAUUUUAGUUCAAUAUCUUCAGAAAGGACCAAUAUGGAUUUUAUACCUGUAGUAAAUGAAUCUUCUAAUUUAAAAUUAAGAUCAUUGAUAUUCCAAGAUGUAGGUGAAGAUGUCACUGGAAAUAAAAUUUUUACAAUCACUAUCGAAAAUGAAUCAUUAGAAGAUGUAAGUGGAUUAAAACAUAUUGUGCCGAAUGUUAUUAACUGUAAUAUAAGUUCAAAUAAUAUCACAUCGCUUAUUGGUCUACCGAAUAACACAACUAUUUGUAAUUGUUCUCAUAAUAACAUCAGUUCUGAAGGAUGUAGGUUGGCUGAGUUAACUCACCUUGAACACCUAAAUAUUUCUGAUAAUAAUAUUGGACCUGAUUUAACUCUAUUAAAAGCAUGUCUUCAUUUACGCUCCGUCAAUUUGUCACACAAUAAAAUUAGGUCUUUAGAAGGUAUAUAUGAUUCGUGGUUACCAUUAAUUGAAUUAGAUCUAUCUCAUAAUGAGAUUACUGGUAUUAUAGAUUUCAAGAAAAUUGUUUUUAGCAAUUUAACUCAAAAACAAAAUUCAAAUUCGUUCCAUUAUAAAGGUUGGUUCACCAUUGAAAUUUUGAAUUUAUCAUAUAACAAGAUCACAGAAGUUAAAAAUAUUUCAUUACUUCCAAAUUUGAAGGAAAUAAAUCUAAAUGGAAAUCCAAUACACUCUUUAAGUGAACUUACAAAACAAAUAUCUAAUAUUAAACGAUUGCUGCUGAGGGAUACUUCUUAUAAAUUAAAAGCAAUUAUGAGUUUAAAUGGACAUGAACUUCCUUUCCCCUUUCUAGAAACCUUUAAAACCGAUGGCUUUCGUGAUAUGAAUAAAUGGCCUGGAAUACCUGAAACUGUUACCUCUUUAGAAAUAUCAGAUUGCUUCCAGGAACAUUUACCGAAAUGGAAUAUAUUUCCCAAUACUUUGAAAAUUCUCAAACUUGAACGCAUAAGUGAUUUACAACAACUUCCAAGUAACUUUAGUUCACUUCUUCCAAAUUUAGAAGAAUUAUACUUACCGAACAAUAACCUUGUCAGUUGUCAUAAUAUCCUUAGUACUGUACCAACCAACAAAUUAUUUUUGAUAGAUCUAAGAGGAAAUCCUAUAGCAAUUAAAUACGAGAUAGAAAAUCAGGAUCCAGAUAAUGAGAAUAUAUCUGAAAUACGUCGUAUAAAUGGUAUUGAAAAUUGCCGGAAGAUAAAACCAAACUUAUUUAGUUUGUUAUGUUUGGGGUUUCCAAGACUAAGGACAAUACUUUUAAGAAAUAAAAGUCCGACGUAG
Molecule: messenger RNA, 1803 nt
Organism: Maudiozyma barnettii
Lineage: Eukaryota; Fungi; Ascomycota; Saccharomycetes; Saccharomycetales; Saccharomycetaceae
Product: leucine-rich repeat domain-containing protein
Exons: 1
Coding region: 1-1803 (600 amino acids)
Molecular function (GO): protein binding
Source: RefSeq, a predicted model, not a curated record